UAUGAAAAAGAGGUGAUAGAGAAGAGAGUUCAUUAGAAUUAUAGGUAGCAUAUGGCUUCCAAAACCUUUUUCUCCAAGUCUUUCCUCUCCGCUUACCGCUCUCUCCGAUCCAAUUGGCCGCUACUAUCGCUUCACCGAUCGAGUAAAGACCACCAUCACCACCACCUCAAGACUCACCUCUCCAAUUUGAGUGGCAAGGCCUUGGUGGUAGAUGUUGAGGGAGGCCUCCUUAGGUCCUCCUCCACCUUCCCUUACUUCAUGCUUGUCGCCCUCGAGGCCGGAUCCAUCCUUAGAGGCCUCCUCCUCUUGCUUCUCUAUCCUCUCCUUUGCUGCCUCACACAAGAGUUCGCCAUUAAGAUCAUGGCACUAGUUGCUUUUGCGGGGAUCAAGGAGGAGAAAUUUAGGGCAGGGCGGGCAGUCUUGCCUAAGUUUUUCCUCGAAGCCACUGGAGUAGUACUAGAGGUGCUUAGUGAGGCAAAAAUCAAGAUGUGCAUUAGUCGAAUGCCGAGGGUGAUGGUGGAAGGCUUCCUCAAGGAGUAUUUGGAGGUCGAGAUAGUGGUGGCGAGGGAGCUCAAAGUGUUUGCAGGAUACUAUACUGGCCUCAUGGAGGAGGAAGCUGAUCAAUAUAGGGAUGGAGUGGUGCUCAUGGAGAAGAUGGCAUCCUUGCAUGGAAGCAUUUUAGGGUUUGGAAGCAAGUCUUCUCCCCACCCCCUUCUUUCUCAAUGCAAGGAAGUACAGUUGGUGAGCGAAGCAGAGAAGAGAAAAUGGCAUGGCGUGCUGCGGCCAAACGGCGCCGCCUUCCACAACCCGCUCGUCUUCCACGACGGACGCAUGGCUUUCCUCCCCACGCCCGCCGCCACUCUCGCCAUGUUCCUAUGGCUUCCCUUCGCCCUCGCGCUCCUCCUCCUCCGCUGCCUCCUCUUCCUCUGCCUACCGUACUCCAUCUCCGUCCCCCUCGGCGCCGUCACCGGCGUGACCAACCGCCUCCUCCGUGCUACUCCCUCGCCCCGCCAGGACGGCUUCGGAGGCCGCCUGUACGUCUGCAACCACCGCACUCUCCUCGAUCCCAUCUACGUCUCCGGCGCGCUCAACCGCCCCAUCGUCGCUGUCACCUACAGUGUGAGUCCGGUGUCCGAAGCGCUGUCUCCGAUCCGCACGGCGCGGCUGGCUAGGGACAAGGAGGAGGAUCGGCGGCGGAUGGAGCAGCUACUGGGGCGGGGCGACGACCUGGUGGUGUGCCCCGAGGGGACCACCUGCCGCGAGCCCUACCUGCUGCGCUUCAGCCCCCUGUUCGCGGAGCUGGCAGAGGAGGUGGUUCCCGUCGCGCUCUCCGCCGGAGUCACCAUGUUCUACGGCACCACCGCCAGCGGCUUCAAGUGCUUCGACCCUUUCUAUUUCCUCGCCAACCCGUGGCCGCGGUACGAGGUGGAGUUCCUGCCGGCGGUGGCGACGGGGACGAUGGUGAGAGAGGGGCGGAGCAGCUGCGAGGUGGCCAACCUCGUGCAGGGCCAGAUCGGGGCGGCGCUGGGAUUCCAGUGCACCGCGCUCACCAGGAAGGACAAGUAUUUGAUGCUUGCAGGGAACGAAGGGGUGGUGGAGCAGAAGAAGAAGAAGAAUCUGCAGCGAUCCUGGACUUCCUGCCUGAUGAAAUGAUUUUAGAUAAUAAAUUUAUUUCUAAAAUAUACAUUUGCAUGUGUCGAUCGACUUUAUCAUAAUCUGCUUGUUUUUUAUGGUUAUUUUAAUUGAUUUAGUUGAGUAUCUUCAUCCUUGAUUUGGUUUCUUGCAUUUUGAUUGAUUUCCUUCUAUACUUAAGAGAAUAAUGUAGAUAUUCUGUAA
This is a messenger RNA of Zingiber officinale, 1836 nucleotides long. RefSeq names its product probable glycerol-3-phosphate acyltransferase 3. Lineage: Eukaryota; Viridiplantae; Streptophyta; Magnoliopsida; Zingiberales; Zingiberaceae. The record is from RefSeq and is a predicted model, not a curated record. The transcript is spliced from 3 exons. Gene Ontology annotation, molecular function: glycerol-3-phosphate 2-O-acyltransferase activity; phosphatase activity. Bases 52 to 1653 code for a protein of 533 amino acids. Gene Ontology annotation, biological process: cutin biosynthetic process. Gene Ontology annotation, cellular component: membrane.